UUAAGGCAGACCCACGUGAUCGUUAUGUACCACGGCGCUGGAGUAUCGUUACGAGGCCAGUGCGGUUUCUCCAAUUCCUUUGCCUUUAUUUCUAAUCAUGUAUCUGCGGGCACAGAAUCAAUUCCACUUUUUACGUUCCUGAGCGAAUUCACACCCACCCACACAUUUUGUACGGCAUGUUGGUUCUCAAUGCCUGUGGAUGAGAGCGGUGUUUUGGUGUAAGAGAAUCCGGUGUUUACACUAGAGGAGGGGCUUUUGUUGUGCCUGUUAUAUCAGGCACCGAUACAGCAGCAGCAAGGGAUACCCUCUGCUCUACAUUCGGCCGCACCGAAAAUUAUCCUCAGUUCAAAACGAGAGGUGACUCCAGGCUUGAACCUUAAGGUUCUCUCUGUCUCUUCACUCGAAGCAAGGCUAUAGAACGGUUGCUCUUGAUAAUUUCUCUACCACUGAAUCAUCGACCAGACCUGGAAUCUGUUCUCCAUGCGGAAGGCUGAGUGUUUGUACGGGUAAAUGCCAGCGAUUUGCCUGACAAACGCGCGUGCCAGAACACUGUACUGGGGAUACACGUCCGACUGGUUCUGCCGUUGUGAAUGCCGGGACGGGUCGCGUUGUCGGAUCCCCAUUGUAGUGGUUGCGUGACCUCAGGCUUCGCGGGCUCGCCUGCCAUGCAAAUUCCUCCCCCGUGACUAGCUGAGCUAUCUCUCUCCACCGUGAACGAGGAAUAACCGUCUGAACUGUAAGCAGCACUGCUAGCACGAGACUGACAGAAAUAUGACCACCCCGCGUGAAAACGCGAGAACCUGUGGACUGACUGGAGGACAAGGAGGUCGCAGACUCAUUUACUGACGUCCCUGUGUGGCCCUGCCGUGCGUAUGAAUAGUCAUGGCGAACCCCCAGCUGUAGGAAGUACUAUAGAGGUGAGUCGCCGGCGUUACUACCAACCCUAGAGCGCCCCGGAGACAUCCUCACCUGUGGUGCCAGGCCACACGACAUGUUCAAGCGGAAGCACAAGGCACGGUUCUCGGACCUGUACGACACCAUGCCCGAGGAGACCCUACCGUACAGCCGUACGGGCUCCCUGAAGAGAGUGCUGAAGUCGUCGCUGCGCAGGAAGCGACGGGAACUGGACAUUAGUCAGGAAGACCCCACCUAUAGUUGCGUGUACCUUGGGAAUGCUGCUACUUUACACGCCAAAGGGGAAGGGUCCACGGACAAUGCUGUUAAGACAAUAUGGACUAAAUCGAACAAGGGAAAAUCUGGUUCGAGAAUGAAACUGUCUAUAGGGAAUCAGGGCAUAACCCUGACAUACGCAGACAAGGACAGCACGAAGGGUGGACAGUUGUACAUGUUGCACAGAAUAACCUAUUGCGUGGCCGACAAGAAUGUGCCGAGAAUCUUCGCCUGGAUUUACCGACACGAGGUCAAACUGAAGGCGGUCAUGCUGCGCUGCCACGCCGUCUACGUCAAGAAGGAAGAGACCGCCAAAGCCAUGGCCUUACUCUUGUAUCAGACAUUCUCAACGAGCUUGGAGAACUAUAAGAGAGAAAAGAAGGAAAGUGAACGACACAGGGAAAGGGCAGGUAUCCCCUGGCCCAUGACGGUGCCCCGCAGAAAGCUUAUCAAGUCAACCGUGGAGUUUAAGCCACCUGUGGAACGCAGUCGGUCGGCGCCCAAGCUCGGGUGUAUCACCGAGGACGACGCCGAGGAAGACGCACAAGUCGAACAGCAAGAGGCGCUGAACCAUUCCGAAUCCUCUCACAGACACUUGACAGAAGCGAUAGAAGAGGAAGACGAAGAGGAAGAGGAGGGCAGAUAUCAGGAUGCAGAAGGGGAAGGGGAAGGGGACAGCGGCAUCGUCAGCAAUGGUGACGAUGAAGAACUCAUUUCUCGCGGAGUCAUGGAGCUUGAUAUCGGCAAUAACUUACACGACUUGCAAUCGGACCAGGCUGUCGCGACCUUAAUGUUUGGAGACAUCGGACUAGAGGAGGAGGAACAGGACUACGAAGAAGAGGAAACAAGAUUGUAGCAGCGAGCCAAUGUGCAGUCUCGUAUAAGUAAAUGUUAUAAUUAUGUUGUUGUAUUGCUGUUUUAAUUGUCACAUUGGCUCACCUGUC
Molecule: messenger RNA, 2114 nt
Organism: Branchiostoma floridae (Florida lancelet)
Lineage: Eukaryota; Metazoa; Chordata; Leptocardii; Amphioxiformes; Branchiostomatidae
Product: protein FAM43A-like
Exons: 1
Coding region: 992-2026 (344 amino acids)
Source: RefSeq, a predicted model, not a curated record